AUGGUUGGAAAAGAUACACGGGUUGUCUCCGUCCACCGCCUGAACCAGGGACCGGGAGAACGGUCUUUGGCUGAGUGGUGGGCAGACGAACGCAAGAACCAAACGCCGGAAUUCCACGCUCUUGAAGAAGCAGCUCAGCUCCUUCGCUCUAGUGAUAUCCCGGUUGCAUUCCCAACGGAGACAGUCUAUGGCCUUGGUGCAGAUGCAACUCGUAGCGCUGCUGUUCAGGGGAUCUACCGCGCGAAGCAACGACCUUCUGAUAACCCGUUGAUCGUUCAUGUUGAUUCUCUGUCCAUGCUGAAUCGGCUUCUGAACCCAGAAAACCCAGUCAGCCCUAGCGCAACCAAGACACGGCGCGUCUCUAUCCCCACGAUCUACAACUCACUCAUCGAUCGUUUCUGGCCUGGCCCAUUGACGAUCAUUCUCCCUAAUCCUUCUGGUUCUGAGCUGGCUCCAGAGGUAACCUCGAACUUGACGACCUUUGGCGUGCGUAUGCCAGCUUCGCCUUUGGCACGUCUGCUUAUCCACGCGACGGGGCGUCCGCUCGCCGCGCCUUCGGCCAAUGCCUCGACUAAGCCUUCUCCCACCACUGCGCAGCAUGUUUAUCAUGAUCUGCAUGGCCGUAUUGAGCUCGUACUUGAUGGAGGCCCGUCCGGUGUUGGUGUGGAGAGUACCGUUGUAGAUGGACUAUGUGGCACACCAGCUAUUCUACGCCCCGGCGGCAUCGGCAUUGAAGAGCUGCGCGAGUGUGCAGGUUGGGAGAAUGUCACAUUAGCCUAUAACGAUGGGACUUUGGACGUGAAGGAGAUCCCCCGCGCCCCCGGCAUGAAGUACCGCCAUUACUCCCCGAAAGCCCGCGUCGUUCUCUUCGAAGCGGGGUCAAACCCGGCCGGUGUGACUCGUCACGUACAGAACGAUCUGCACGACACUGCCAUCCACGCGCACAACAUUGGCAUUCCCGUUGACGCCGCCAUUGAGAACCUGCUUAGCUUCACUCUGCCAGUGCAGGAGACUGGGAGCCCGAACAGGCGUACCAAGCUAGCCUACGAUUACCAUCUCGGCUCCGACACAGCCUCUAUUGCACACGGACUCUUUGCUGCGCUGCGCGCGCUAGAUGAAUGCGACGUCGACGUGAUCUACGUGGAGGGGAUAUCUGACCAGGACGGCGACUUGGCAGCGGCCGUAAUGAACCGCUUACGGAAAGCGGCCGGAAUAGAGAUGAAGGCUUAG
Messenger RNA from Penicillium maclennaniae, 1230 nucleotides. RefSeq names its product L-threonylcarbamoyladenylate synthase. Lineage: Eukaryota; Fungi; Ascomycota; Eurotiomycetes; Eurotiales; Aspergillaceae. Gene Ontology annotation, biological process: regulation of translational fidelity. The record is from RefSeq and is a predicted model, not a curated record. Gene Ontology annotation, molecular function: nucleotidyltransferase activity; tRNA binding; double-stranded RNA binding. Gene Ontology annotation, cellular component: cytoplasm. The transcript has 2 exons. Bases 1 to 1230 code for a protein of 409 amino acids.